Phyllopteryx taeniolatus (common seadragon) is the source of this 5033-nucleotide messenger RNA. RefSeq names its product sprouty-related, EVH1 domain-containing protein 2-like. The record is from RefSeq and is a predicted model, not a curated record. Gene Ontology annotation, cellular component: membrane. The transcript has 6 exons. Gene Ontology annotation, biological process: negative regulation of MAPK cascade; multicellular organism development. Gene Ontology annotation, molecular function: protein kinase binding. The coding region runs from base 538 to 1944 and encodes 468 amino acids. NCBI's taxonomy places the organism in Eukaryota, Metazoa, Chordata, Actinopteri, Syngnathiformes, Syngnathidae.
CUCCCCCAGCAUCGCUGGAGCGACUCGGGCUGCCUGCCUGGCUGCCUCGCAAUCCAACAUGGAGUAGCAGCGCGAGAGAUGGGGCUCUGGCGGGGCCACCCCACGCCGACUACAAGGCGCUUUGUAAGAUUAUAAUCGCACUCAGCACCGUCGUGUGGAGGAUAUUUUUUGGGUAGGGAAAGGCGGCAAAAAAAAUAAUAAUAAUAACGACAACCAGCCAGCACCAGAGGGCGAGUCCAUAUUGUCCGGCAAGGCGGGGGGAGGAAAGGCUUGCGUCGGACUAACACUACCUGCUGGCCCGCUGAAAAGUUGGAGGAUAUCUGGAGGAGGUGGGGGUCGACAUUUGCAAUCGAAAAGCAGCUGGCGGGGGAGGGAGGUGACGAGGGAGAAGCGGGGGGCCUCGCACUGUACACACAAAAGACUUCCAGGGGGAUAUUUUGGUGAUGAAUGUGGAUUUGUAGCGGGGAUCGACGCGAUGACGAGGCCGAAGAAGAACGCAUCCGCCGCGCUACGUGACCUGAGGUGAAGCGAGGAAACAUGAUAGAAGAAGAAACACACCCAAACGAUGACAGCUACAUCGUGCGUGUGAAAGCAGUGGUGAUGACGCGGGACGACUCAAGCGGAGGCUGGCUGGCCCAGGACGGGGGCGCUCUCAGUAGAGUGGGGGUGUGCCGUCUGCGGCCGCCCGAGCUGCCCCAGCUACCGCCCUCCGGCAUCUCCCAGUUCCUCAUCCGGGGCGAGCGGCUACGGGACAAACAGGUGAUCAUGGACUGCCCGCUAAGGAAGGACUUGGUGUACACCAUCGCCACACCCACCUUUCACCACUGGAAGGUGGAGGACCGGAGGUGUGGCCUGUCCUUCCAGAGUCCGGCCGAUGCCAGGGCCUUCGACAGGGGGGUGCGGAAGGCCGUCGAGGACCUGGCGGAAGGUUCCACAACCUCCUCUACAGCACUCCAGAACGAGGGCGAGCUGGGCGAUGACGACGUCUUCACCAAUGCCACAGACAGCUCAUCCAACUCCUCCUCCCAGAAGCUGGAGAGCUGCCUGCCGCCGCUCGAAUCCUCGCCUCUUCCGCAGAGGCACAGGUGCAUGCUGGGAUAUCGCCACAACCUCCACGAAUCGUACCGGCUCUCGGACCACUACCUGCUGGACCAGCCUCUGCCCCGGCUUCCUCAUGUCACCUUUCAGGAGGAUGAGGAAAUUGUGCGCAUCAACCCGCGUGAGCGCAGUUGGGAGCGGACAGGCGACCGCAUCAGCGAGCGCCUCCACGCGCGACCGUCAGAGCGCUCCUGGCUCACGGGGUAUGAGGACUACCGCCACGCCACCAUGCGCGACAAGUUCAUCCAGAUGGACGACACGGAAUCCUAUGUCCACUUCGCCAAGAACGAGGCGCAGAAGCACGACUACACGUACCCGCUGGCACCUGUUCUCUCGCCCUCGGACUCCGACCCGGCUCUCGGACCCUUCGUCGGUAAGGGCCACCACGGCGGGUCCUACCGCCAGGGCUUCUCCGUGGUCUCCGCCCAGCCUCGAUCCUUCCUGCCCAGCUCCUCCCUGUCUACCAACGGGGGCAAGAGCCGCAAGGAGGACGGGCUGGAGCGGGCGCACUGCGAGCACUGCGGCGAGGCCUUCUCGGUGGCGGAGAACAGGCGGGGCUGGUGCCAGGACGCGCCUGACCCUGUGCGGGGCUGCGUCAGGCGGGUCAGCUGCAUGUGGCUCGCAGACACCAUGCUCUACCACUGCAUGUCCGACCCGGAAGGGGACUACUCUGAUCCGUGCUCCUGCGACGGGGGCGAGGGCGGCCGGCUGGGCACACGCUGGCUGGCCCUGCUGGGCUUGUCUCUUGUGGCGCCCUGCCUCUGCCUGUACCCGCCCCUGAACGCGUGUCACCGGGCGGGCCUUGCGUGCGGCUGCUGCGGGGGACGACACAAGGCCCUCAGCUGAGAGGACGUGUGGGGGGGAAAAAAAAAAAAGAACCCAACGCAAGCACAGGGAAAGACAGGAGAACCGCAGAGGUUCUGCUUGAUUGCCUGAAAAUUCCUGGAACUGAAAUAAGCCAAAAAGUCUAGAAAAAACUGGUGCAUUUUCUAAGAGGCCUGGGAAGAUAAGCUCCCCCGAAAGGCAGACACUUGUCUCGUCUCUCCAUGCAGCCAUUUUAGCGCUCCGUUUUUGGGCGAGAGACAGCACUCUUUUCAGGGGGCCUUUUAUUUUCUGUUUUUGUUUUAUAGCUGAACAUAUAUGUAUCACAUAUGCAGGUACUUUAUACUUUGUACACUGACUUUGGCAUAAGAGAACUUGAAUUACAGUGUUCCCCCGCAAAUACAAGGACAAGGCCCUGCUGCAAUAAGCUAAAACGUACCCUUAAAAAGACUUAAAAUUGCCUAUAGAUAGAUACAAGAUGGUGCCAAAGCACUACUUGUCUAUUAGAAUACAUGAAGCUCCUCCCCUCACUGCAACAUAGCUCCUUGGCACCAAAGCAAUAAUUUUGUACAAGACAGGGCUUUGGCCUGAGCACAAAAACAACAAAUAUGAGUUUUUCUGCGAAUUGCAGAGGAUAGGUUACAAAAAAAAAAUUAUUAAAAAUCUGCUAUAUGUGGGGGAACACUGUACUCUUUUCUUGAUUCUAUUCUUUAUGUUCCGGUAUCCCUGUUGCGAUCGAGACACUACACCUCAACGUACAGUAUGAAUCCACAGCCUACCAAUCAAAACAUCCCAAAAGAGUUGUAUUUAUUUUCUCACUGUACUGAUCCACCAGCAGAAAUAAGGACGUUUUGGCCAUGUGGCUCACUCGUGGUGCCUCCAGUCACACUCGCCAAUUAUUGCUAUGAUUAUUAUUCCAAAAGGUGCCUCAAAUAUAAUUACCCAAAUCCGGUCGGAUACAUUUCUGCGUUCUUUUGCUGCCACUUGCCUUAACAAUCCAGAGCGAAGAUUUAGGUCUCAGAGCUCGUAAAAUGCGGUGACAAAGUUGGUUGAAACUAUUUUUUCUUAAUACUUCAAAAUAAGACAUCCGCGACGUACAAUCAGUUAUGGCCACCGGUCACAUUAGUGGAGCAGGUACUCAAACCCACUGAAACAGAAAUCCCUACUGAAUUUAUACAUUUUUGACCAUUUCAUAACCAGACAGCUAACUACAAUGCCACAUUUGUGGUAAAGUGUUAGCAUUGCUUAUUCAGUACUUUAAAAAUUCUGUCAUUUAAUUUUCAUUAACUCUAAACUAUAGUCACUGGUAUGUUAAAUCCAAACAACACAUGAAGCAACACGAUAAAAUAAAUACUAGCGCUGUGGUGGUGUAAGUGGCAUGGAUGAAACCAUUACAACUAUAAAUUUUAGCCCAUCAAGGAUAAUACGCAACGAUUAUGCAACAAUAAAAAUAGACAGAAAAUCAGAUGUGAUAAAUUGCGAUAUCAUGCAUACUCUAUCUAGUUAAAAACUAAAUUUGGUCUAAGAAAAACAUUUCACGUCAUCGAUAACUGAUGUUGGCGUAUCGACACAGUAUUGAUAUCUGCGUAUGGAUACUGUACCAAUAUGCGGCGAUGUCCGUGUGUCAAUGCAGUACUGAUAGCUAAUGUCGGCAUAUCUAUACUGUACCGAUACCUGAUAUUGGCGUAUCAGUAGCACCAAUAGCAGAUGUUUGCAUAUCGAUACAUUACUGAUAGCUGAUUUAGGCGUGUCUAUACUGUACAGAUAUCUGAUAUUUCUACUAUAACUAUGUCUGAUGUUGGCAUAUCAAUCAUGUAUCAAUAUCUGAUAUCUGCCAAUCAAUACCGUACGGAUAUCUGAUGUCAGCGUAGUUCGUGUAUACAGUACUGAUCGCUGAUGUUGACGUAUAGAUACAGUAACGAUAUCUGACGUCUGUGUAUUGAUACAGUACCGAUAGCUGAUGUUGGCGUUUCAACACUGUACCAACAUCUCAUAUUGGCAUACCUACACUCUAUUAAUAUCUGAUGGUGGCAUAUCUAUAUUGUAUCAAUAUCUGAUAUUGGCCAAUCAAUACUGUAUCAAAAUUUGAUGCUGCCGUAUUAAUACAGUACCAAUAUUGGCAUAUUUAUCUUGUAUCGACAGCUGAUGUAGGCAAAUCUAUACUGUACUAAUAUUGGCUUCUCGAUACUGUACUGAUAUAAUAUUGGCGUAUCUAUACUGUUCAAAUAUCGGCAUUAUUAAUCCUGUACUGAUAUGUUGGUGUAGCUAUAAUGUACCGAUAUUGGGAUACUUUCUCUCACCCCUUACUGGAACCAGUUUGAUGUAAAUGGUUCCCAAACUUUUUUUCAAGAAAAUACAUUUUUUUAACAUUUAGAAGGACAAGGGUGCUGUGGUUUUUUUUCCGUCUCAACUAAAAUCCAGGAAGUAAAACUCCCGUCCCGAUUGUGGUGCCAAGGAAAUGUCACUUACUAUAGUUGAAGUCCAGAAUGGCUGAGGAUGUCCUUUUUCCUUGCGGCCGUCUCACACGUCCUGUGUUUUUUACCUCCCGACGCUGCAUCUGCGGGGAUUUAAAAAAAAAAAAAAAAAAAAAAAAAAAGCAUCCCGUUUGUGUUGCCACGCAUCAGGGAGAGACAAUCAGAUUGGAAAGUUUGUCUUUUUUUUUCUUCUCUCCAUCCACUCUUUUAUGUCCUUUCAGAGCCAACUUACAAGUGCCUGAACGCAUAGGUCUCUUCUGUCUCAUAUUUAAGUUGAGAAAUUAUUAAAAAAAUAAUAAUAUGACUCCCUGUAUUUGAAUUAGACCCAUUUUUUUACGCUUUGCAUUUUUACCUCUGUAAAAAAAACAAAAAACACACAAGAGCAAAAGUUAUAUAUCUCGUGUAUGUUGUACAUUUAUUUCUAUUUUUUUUAAUAACUGUUUCUAACUAACGUACGAUGGAUGUAGCUUUUUGAGAAGGAACAGGAAGUACUUUGUAGAUAACGAGUGUGUGUGCGUGUGGGUGUGUGUCGGGUGGGGGGCUUUGUGACGGUGGUCGGUUCUGUGAGAAAAAAAGUCAAAUGUGUGUCUUACUCUUUGCCUUCCGCCGCCAAUAAAAGGAAAGAAAAUGUUGAAAGCA